Molecule: messenger RNA, 978 nt
Organism: Glarea lozoyensis ATCC 20868
Lineage: Eukaryota; Fungi; Ascomycota; Leotiomycetes; Helotiales; Helotiaceae
Product: alpha/beta-Hydrolase
Exons: 3
Coding region: 1-978 (325 amino acids)
Molecular function (GO): hydrolase activity
Source: RefSeq, a predicted model, not a curated record
AUGUCUGAACCAGAAGUAGCUACGAAGGCUCCCGAGAGUGAUGCUGCGGAGGGUACGACCUCUCCACCUAGUUUGGUGCCAGGAGACACCCCCGCCCAGAGCGGCGCAAGCUUGGGAGAGCACUGUGUUACCGAUAGACCAAGUCCGUUGGGAGGCUCAUCCGGAGAGAUCACCAAACUUGGAGAGGUUGAUACCUAUAUUUCGAAACCUGCCGAUUACCCUCAUGCUCCAUCUAAGCUUUUGUUUUUGUUGACUGGUGCUACUGGAAUUCACUCGAAGAACAAUCAAAUUCAAGCGGACAACUUUGCCCGAGAGGGGUUUCUCGUCGUCAUGCCAGAUAUGUUCGAAAACGAUCCAUUACCAGGUUCGGUUACAUACACGGAAGAAAAGGACCCCUCAGUGAUUGAGCAAAUCAAAAUGCGAGCUGUCGAUACUAUCAAGAGCUUUACCAUCGAUAUGUGGCUUGCAAGACAAACACCUGAGAAGGUGCUACCUAUUCUUCACAAGGUCAUCGAAGCUGCAAAAGACGAAUUUGCCGACGCGGUCGCAAAUGGAGGCGGCAUAUACUCUGUAGGUUACUGCUUUGGUGGUAGAAUGACAUUGCUCCUUGCUGGCGAAAAGCCAGAUACCGUUGCUUGGGGUCAGCAAGUCAAGGACGAAGAAGCAGGCGUGGUCAAGUCGGGUCCAUUUAUCAAAGCUGGUGCAAUUGCACAUGCCACUUCAGUCGCUCGAGAGGAUUUUGAGGGAACGAAAUCGCCUCUACUUUUUGUCUGUGUUGAGAACGAUCAGCUAUUCGCAGAAGAUGUGCGUGAGCACGGCGAGAAGUACUUGAAUGAGAACGGUGUGGCGAGCGAGUUCAAGACAUAUUCCGGUGUACCGCAUGGAUUUGGUGUUGUAGGAGAAUACGAAGACACCAAGAUUAAAGUGGCUCAAGCAGAAGCUUUUGACCAAAUGUUGGCGUGGUUGAAGCAGUAUUAA